Papilio machaon (common yellow swallowtail) is the source of this 1094-nucleotide messenger RNA. Its product is annotated as mitochondrial ornithine transporter 1. Gene Ontology annotation, molecular function: L-ornithine transmembrane transporter activity. The transcript is spliced from 7 exons. Bases 157 to 1062 code for a protein of 301 amino acids. Gene Ontology annotation, biological process: mitochondrial L-ornithine transmembrane transport. NCBI's taxonomy places the organism in Eukaryota, Metazoa, Arthropoda, Insecta, Lepidoptera, Papilionidae. The record is from RefSeq and is a predicted model, not a curated record.
CAUAAAAUUCAACAAUUCAAAUUGUAAUAUCUUUGUUGUUGGUUGUGUUAGCUUUGUGUGUUUUUUCUUAUACUAUUAAACUUUAUAUUAAUAACUUAUAAAGCCCUAGUUUUAAAUAAGAAUACAAUUAAUAAAGUUUAUUAAGAAAAAGUUAAGAUGGUACACUCCUCAGAGGGCAAAGGCUUAAAAAGCGGAGCAAUUGAUUUUAUAGCUGGAUCACUUGGUGGUGUGGCAGUGGUUUACGUUGGACAACCAUUGGAUACAGUGAAAGUAAAGAUGCAAACGUUUCCUCACCUAUAUAAAGGCAUGUAUGAUUGUUUAAAACAGACACUCAAAAAUGAUGGCAUAAUCCGAGGGCUAUAUGCAGGGACCACACCGGCAAUUAUGGCUAAUGUUGCAGAGAACUCUGUACUUUUUGCAGCAUAUGGCUAUUGUCAAAAGUUUGUUUGUCAUGUAACGGGCACCGAGAGCACAGAUCAACUCUCCAUGAUGGGUAACGCAUCAGCGGGAUUCCUGGCUGCUUUCUUCUCGUCCUUCACCCUGUGUCCCACAGAACUGAUCAAGUGCCAACUUCAAGCUAUGAGAGAGGUCAACGUGCAAGGCUCCCAAACAGCUAUAACGCCACUACAGCUGUCUCAGCAAAUAUUCAAGCAGUAUGGUAUACAAGGUCUCUUCAGAGGUCUAGUACCGACUAUUAUGAGAGAGAUGCCGGGAUAUUUCUUCUUUUUCGGUGGAUAUGAAGGUACAAGAGAAUUAUUAGCGAAGCCGGGACAGUCGAAGGAUGACAUAGGUUUUGUAAAAACCAUGAUCGCAGGCGCAGUUGGCGGCUGUGUGCUGUGGACAGUGAUCUUUCCCUCCGAUGUUAUCAAGUCACGUGUUCAGAUAUCAAACAAAAAGUUAAAGUUCCUAACAGUGGGCUAUGAGAUUGUAAAGAAAGAAGGUUUCUUAGCUCUUUACAAUGGAUUAAAACCUACGCUUAUAAGGACAGUACCGGCGACCGCUGUGUUGUUCGUGGUGUACGAAUAUUCCAAGAAAUUUAUGCACCAAUCAUUUGGGGAUUAAAUAUUAGCUUAUUAUCACUUAUAAAUACUCUG